AUGAGAAAACAGCACACACAGACACGGAGCGCGUGGUCCACGACAAAUCCGCAACGAAGGCAACCGAGUAAACGGGGCUCGGCACGUGGGUCUCAACAACAAUCGCACCAACGCCGACCAAGGAAAAGCGAGGGGGAAACGGCGUGUUUCUGCUACGGACGCCCAAAUCACUGGACGAACAAGUGCUGGCACAAAAAUAAGACAUGUGAAGCGAGUGGCCAGCAGGGACAUCUCGAGCAAGUGUGCAAGAAGAAGGGGGAAAAGAAGCAGAACACAUCGGUAGGCAAACUACAACAAGACAGCGACGGAUCCAGCAGCGACGACGAGGAAGACAGCGAGUGGUAUAGAGACUUAUUUACUAUGAGCGUCGAUAACUAUGAUUGUAAUUUUAUUAAGAUCAAACCACAAUACUUACCGAUACAAAUCAAAGGUCAAGUAAUUAGAAUGGAGAUCGAUGGGGAAGCAGGAAUCUCUCUUACAAGCAAAAAAGACUACAAGCGUUACCUUAAAAACCAUAAGCUGUCAAGAUCUGACAUUAACAUACGUUUCUACGACGGUUCGGAGAAGCGACCGAUUGGCGUAAUAAAAAAUAUUGAGCUGAAAUACGACAAAAUAACGGCCAAGGGGGACCUUUACGUUAUGGGCGAAACAGGCGGACCACUAGUCGGUCGGGACUGGCUCGGCAAACUAGGAAUCUGGCCGUUAGAAAUCGUGCAAUCGCGAUCCAAAAUACUACAAUUUAUAAAAAAACACGCGAAUCUCUUUUCACCGGGGCUAGGGACAUUUACCAAGGGGACCUUCGAAUUAAAACUAAAGGAAGGCGCGAAACCGAAAUAUUGCAAACCAAGAACCGUCCCAUACGCGUCAAAGGAUAAAAUCGAGAAAGAAUUGGAUAGACUCGUAGCGGCUGGAGUAUUAACGCCAGUAGGUAAUUCAGAGUGGAGAACCCCCGUAGUACCAGUAACGAAGCCAGAUGGGAGACUGCGGUUAUGCGCGGACUACAAGGUCACCGUUAAUCCCCAAAUUAUAUCAAACGGACAUCCCAUUCCGAACCGCGAUCACCUAAUUAACAAUCUCCAGAGGGGAAAAUUUUUCACAGAAGUAGAUCUCAGAGAAGCCUAUACGCAAAUCCCACUCGAAGAAAACAGCAGGAAAAUCCUAACGCUUAGCACACACAGGGGGUUAUUUCAACCUACAAAACUGCCCUUCGGAGUAGCGUCUGCCCCGGGGUAUUUCCAACAAAAUAUGGAACAAAUUCUAGGCAAGGUCCCAAACGUGAACAUUUUUUUCGACAAUAUAGUUAUUAAGGGCAAAACGAUCAGGGAAAACAUCCGCACAACUGAAAAAGUUUUUAAAAUAUCACAAGACUGCGGGCUUAAAAUCAAAGAAGAAAAAUUCGUGUUCUUAGAAAAGAAAAUCCGGUUCUUAGGUUUCGAAAUCGAUGAACACGGAUUAUACACCAUGAAAGAUAGAGUAACAACAAUAAAAAAAAUACCGGAACCAACAACUAUCAAAGAAUUACGGGCCUUCCUGGGGACAUUAAACCACAACGAAAAAUUCAUCAAGGACCGGGCAACAAAACUCAAUCCACUGUACCAAUGCUUACAAAAAGAUAGUUUUAAAUGGUCAAAAAAAUGUAAACAAGCGUUCGAAACAGCAAAGAAUGCGUUGUUAUCAGCAAACGUUUUGGUAAAUUAUGACCCACACAAACCGUUAAUCUUCACUUGCGACGCGUCAGACUGCGGAAUGUCCGCUAUUCUGUCUCACAGAACACCAGAGGGAGAUAAACCUAUAGCAUACGCAUCAAAAACCCUCUCGAAAAGCGAGCGAAAUUAUGCCAUAAUCGACAAAAAGGCUAGAGCAAUUAUUUUUGGAGUCACAAAAUUUUACGAUUACAUCUAUGGCACUACAUUCACACUAAGAACCGACCAUCAACCUCUGGUGCGUAUAUUCGGUCCGGGGAAAGGAAUACCAAUAAUGGCAGCGAGACGGCUGCAGCGAUAUGCAACGUUCCUUAGCGCUUUCCAAUAUAACAUUGAAUACGGGAGGUCGAGCGACAACGUAGCAGACGGCCUCUCCUGCCUUCCGCUACCAAAAGAUCAAGUAUUGUCACAAGUUGUGAGAUACGUUCGGGAGGGGUGGUCGACAGAGGCAAAAACCGAAAAACUAAAAGCAUUCGAGGCACGGAAAGACGAGCUUACAAUGGAGCAGGAUUGUUCAAUGUGGGGAUAUCGGGUGGUAAUUCCCAAGAAAUACCAAAAAUUCAUUUUAAAAGAAAUGCACUUAACGCAUAUGGGAAUCGUGAAAAUGAAAUCCAUUGCAAGGUCGUUUUUCUGGUGGUCAGGGAUCGACGAGGACAUAGAAAAAGAAGUGCGGGCGUGCCACGAGUGCGUCCAAGAGAGAGACAGUCCGCCCGCGAUAACGUUAAACCCAUGGACAUGGCCGACCCGCCCAUGGCAACGCAUACACACGGAUCUCAUCGGACCGCUAGACGGCCGAAACUUCCUUUUGAUUAUAGACGCGAUGUCAAAAUGGCCAGAAAUAUUCGAAAUUAAAUCAAUCAGCUCAGAGAGUCUGAUCAAACAUUUCAAACAAGUUUUUUCGAGAUUUGGCAUCCCCAAUCAAAUUAUCAGCGACAACGGCAGACAAUACACGAGCGAAGAAUUCGCAUCAUUCGUAAAGCGGCUAGCGAUUAAACACAUAUUCUCCCCAGUCAAGCAUCCCGCAACGAACGGAGCGGCAGAGAAUCUCGUUAAGACCUUCAAAAAGAAAUUUAAGAUCCUUUCACGCGAGGGGUUCGCGCCACAAAAAGCAAUUAACAUGUUUUUAUUUGAUUACAGAUCAAUUAAGCAUAGUACGACGGGGGAAACACCAGCGAAGCUCAUGUUAGGGAGAGAGUUGAGAACGCGAUUCGAAAUUUUACGCCCAGCUACGGAAGAGAAAGUCGACAUCGAAGUGGAUCGACAAGUGCGAAAUAAAAGAGGGAAAAGAGUAGUCGAAUUUAAAAUCGGCGAAAAAGUCUGGGCGAGGAAAUUUGAGAGAAACGAUUUUCGCUGGUGUAAGGGGAUAGUUAAAGACCGUCGGGGGCCAGCUACGUAUGAAGUAAAAUGGGAAAGCGGGGGCAUAGACAAGCGUCAUGAAGACCAAAUCAUUAGACGUGACGAAAAAAUCAAUGAGGAAUCAACGAGCAAAAACGAGCAGCCGGCGGGCCCCCGGCGAUCGUCGCGAUUAGCAAAUAAGCUUGAGACAACGAGCCAUCCAGCGAGUAUCAGUUCCGAACCGUCGGGCAAGCCGAGCGUACGCUUAAUAAACAUCGUAUCCGUACCUAUCGUGUAG
Messenger RNA from Diprion similis, 3336 nucleotides. RefSeq lists its product as uncharacterized. The transcript has 4 exons. The coding region runs from base 1 to 3336 and encodes 1111 amino acids. Gene Ontology annotation, biological process: DNA integration. Gene Ontology annotation, molecular function: nucleic acid binding. NCBI's taxonomy places the organism in Eukaryota, Metazoa, Arthropoda, Insecta, Hymenoptera, Diprionidae. The record is from RefSeq and is a predicted model, not a curated record.